Akanthomyces muscarius is the source of this 1071-nucleotide messenger RNA. RefSeq lists its product as uncharacterized. NCBI's taxonomy places the organism in Eukaryota, Fungi, Ascomycota, Sordariomycetes, Hypocreales, Cordycipitaceae. The transcript has 5 exons. The record is from RefSeq and is a predicted model, not a curated record. Bases 1 to 1071 code for a protein of 356 amino acids.
AUGGGCGGCGUUGCGUCUGUCCCUGAUAACUCGUCCCGGACCCUGCGGGUCGUCGGCGCGGGCUACUCCCGUACCGGCACUCUCUCCAUGGCCUUGGCCCUAGAGCAGCUACUUCAAGGGCCAGUCAUGCACGGCGGCUCCCAGCUCUUCGGGAGAGAAGACUCAUACGUAAAGCUCUGGACCGAGGCCUUCGCCGCUCGGCACGACAAGCCUCGCCUGCUCAAGAUCCUCCGCGAAGCCACCUCGGGCUUCGUCGCCAUCUCCGACGCCCCGGGAAAUUGCUUCGUUGAGGAGCUCCUCGAAUUGUACCCGGACGCCCAGGUUAUCUGUGUCUCCCGCGACCGGGAACGUUGGUGGAAGAGCUGGCAGUCCGUCACCCAGACGGCUGGGGCCGGCUUCCUCAAUUGGUUUCUCGCACCUGUGCCAGGCAAACGAUGGUAUCCGAAGCUUGUUGCCCAGUUUUUAGAUAUGCAAGAAGAGCAGUUCGGCCCUAUGACUGACAAACGCAUGGAAGAGCACAAUGAAUACGUCAAGCGAGUGACUCCGCCCGACAGGUUCCACAUGAUGGAGCUCAGCGAAGGCUGGAGUCCCUUGUGCCAAAUGCUGGGGAAGCCUGUUCCCGAUGAGCCGUUCCCUCGCGCCAACGACGCCGAGGCUGUUGAGGGGUUGGCCGGUCAGAUCCUCAAAGAGGCCGGCUUGAGCUCGUUUCUCCUCUGUAGCGCGAAAGAUAAGAAAGCGCCGUGCACCCACCUCACUAUCGUUCCCAUCUUUCCCGCGAAGAAGCAUCACAGUGACUGCAUGGGAAUCCUCGUCUUUUCCUGUGGCUGUCUUUCGUCAGUCCCGCCGGUGUCGAUCCCAAUCGACCUGAUCCUCAUUUCCGUGACGACGAUCAACGAGCACAAUAAUAGCGAAGUCCUCGCGACAGCACAGCCAUUCUAUCAAACUUACGUCGAGGCGAAGGUCGAGGCAAAAGCACACUUCUCGUCAGAGGCGUUCAGCGAGGGGAUGGGCCACGAGCUUCUGUUCGGUGGAGAGCUCGGGACGACGAAGUAUCGGACGAGGCCGCAGUAA